UUCACACUUCACACUUCACUGGAACUGGGCUGGACUGGGACUGCGUACCUAGGGAAAGCUGCGGGGCAGCCAGAUAGCGAUAACGAAGCCCACUAGUCCUUGCUUGUGAUCGCGGCGCAGUCCCCUGUCAGUGCUGCACUUAAACUUUGAAGCGGCGUCGCGCUCUUGUGACAAUCUCAACAGAACAAGAAGACUCGAACAUCACAGCACAUCACCAGAAACAUGGGUAAACGCAAGAAGGCCGCCAAGAAGCCUACGGGCCCCAAAAAGAACGAACCUCUCCCUACCGUAUUCCCCUGCCUCUUCUGCAAUCAUGAGAAGUCCGUCACAGUCAAGGUCGACAAGAAAGCUGGUGUUGGCCAUCUCACCUGCAAGGUCUGCAGUCAACAAUUCCAAUGCGCCGUCAAUUAUCUCUCGAUGCCGGUCGAUGUGUACUCGGAUUGGGUUGAUGCUUGCGAUGCGGUAGCUAAGGAGGAUGGUGAAGAGAGGGCUGCGGAUCUCGCCCCGUCGCGUGCCCCGGCUGCUGGACGCCCCAAGGCUGGUAGAGCAGCAACGGAGGAAGAGGAUGAUGAUAUUAUCGAUGAUGGCUCUGAUGGCAUGGGUGGUUAUGGAGGAGAAGGUGUGGUUGCGGAUGAUGAAUAUUAGGGGGUUCUCUCACUUCGGGCUCAGGUGGAGUUUGGCAUGAUGCUAGGGGCGUUAAGGAGGCACAAAAUGGAAUGUCCAUCUGAAAGUUUCGGAUGAGACUAAGUUGUGACUUCACGGCAAUGUAUGAAAAUGGCUGCGCACACUAUAUUCUGGUCCAAGUGAUUUCAUUGUCCCAAGUUGUGUCUAUAUCAGGGACGUCAAGAAGACUGGUCUCAAUCGAGGCUAUUUAUUCCG
Messenger RNA from Mollisia scopiformis, 879 nucleotides. Its product is annotated as Elf1-domain-containing protein. Gene Ontology annotation, biological process: transcription elongation by RNA polymerase II. The transcript has 4 exons. Gene Ontology annotation, molecular function: RNA polymerase II complex binding. Bases 223 to 645 code for a protein of 140 amino acids. NCBI's taxonomy places the organism in Eukaryota, Fungi, Ascomycota, Leotiomycetes, Helotiales, Mollisiaceae. Gene Ontology annotation, cellular component: transcription elongation factor complex. The record is from RefSeq and is a predicted model, not a curated record.